Molecule: messenger RNA, 544 nt
Organism: Williopsis jadinii
Lineage: Eukaryota; Fungi; Ascomycota; Saccharomycetes; Phaffomycetales; Wickerhamomycetaceae
Gene: SNX3
Product: Snx3p
Exons: 1
Coding region: 26-493 (155 amino acids)
Biological process (GO): endocytic recycling; late endosome to Golgi transport
Cellular component (GO): retromer complex; early endosome membrane
Molecular function (GO): phosphatidylinositol-3-phosphate binding
Source: RefSeq, a predicted model, not a curated record
ACAACAACAAACAGCGCAUUCCAAAAUGGCUUUCAAAUCUUUCAGCUCGGAAGUGAGCGAGUCGCUGGCCAAUGGCCACAACAAGGGCCAAUCAUUCGACGAACUGUACGGGGAGCCGGAGAACUUUCUGGAGAUCGAGGUUGUAAACCCUCGUACCCAUGGGUAUGGGAAUAAGAUGUUUACAGAUUACGAAAUCGUGUGUAAGACCAACUUACCCGCGUUUAGACUACGUGAAUCCUCUGUGCGCCGUCGUUAUUCUGACUUUGAAACGUUCAAAUCGCUGUUGGAGAUGGAGUCCUCAAGGGUGGUGAUACCAAGCCUUCCCGGUAAGGUAUUUACAAACAGGUUCAGCGACGAAGUGAUUGAAACUAGAAGGGCGGGCUUGGAGAAGUUCAUCCAGGCCGUUGCAGGACAUCCUCUUCUACAGACAGGAUCCAAGGUGCUAGCCAGCUUCAUCCAAGAUGAAGUUUGGGACAGGAGAUCGUACUAUUGAUGGCUAUGGACUUACAAUGUGCGACUCCCAUGAGAAAUGACAUGAACUAUU